This is a messenger RNA of Pocillopora verrucosa, 978 nucleotides long. Its product is annotated as histamine H2 receptor-like. Gene Ontology annotation, biological process: G protein-coupled receptor signaling pathway. The record is from RefSeq and is a predicted model, not a curated record. Lineage: Eukaryota; Metazoa; Cnidaria; Anthozoa; Scleractinia; Pocilloporidae. Gene Ontology annotation, cellular component: plasma membrane. Gene Ontology annotation, molecular function: G protein-coupled receptor activity.
AUGAUGAACGGAUCGUUUUGUGCAGACUUUUUGCUAUAUAUCCCCUCUCAUUCAGACUUGAGGAGGCUUCGGACAUCUGUCAUCGUUAACUGUGUCUUCAAUAUUUUCCUUAGUUAUACCGCCAUCAUGUUAAACAUUGUUACAAUGUACGCAAUGCGAAAAACGUUAACUUUGCCAACGACUUUGAAAACAUUGUUGCUAAGUCUUACUGUUUCUGACGCUGGAGUUGGUUUAUUUGUUCAGCCAUUUUACACUUUCUUUCUGAGCAAGUGGUUAAAAUUAGACGAUCCAAGUUGCGUUGCUUACCAUGUGAGGACUAUUUCAGGUUAUUUAUUAACUACCGCUUCGUUCCUUGGUGUUGUGGCUGUAAGCGUAGACAGGUUCUUAGCUGUUCAUCUUCAUCUCAGAUACCAGGAGUUUGUGACUCACAAGCGUGUUGUUAUUUUGGUGAUCUCCAUAUGGGUGUAUAGUGUAUUUGUUUCUUUCAUCAUAUUAUCGAGAUCCUCCAUUGCUCAGGUUCUUCUCAGUUCCGUUAAUUUAGCUAUUGGCUUCAUUAUUACUUGCGUGGUGUACAUCAGGAUAUAUUUAACUGUCCGACGGCAUAAGAAUCAGAUGCAGUCCGUCCAAGUACUAGAAGAAGCUCAGUCUGAUGAAAUAGCAUAUUUUUCUGCCCUCACUAAAUCCACAGUUGGUGUUUUCUACGUAUAUCUCGUUUUUUUAGGUUGCUAUAUGCCUUUUUUCAUUUGCCUGGUUCUUGUUAGAAUAUAUGGCUCGAGCAUCGCUUUAAAACACUUUUAUCUUUGGUCACAGACUCUCAUUUAUAUUAAUUCAUCUUUGAACCCUGUCAUUUACUGUUGGAAGAUGAGACACGUUAGACACGCUAUCAUGGACAUACUGCGAAAUAUGACUCGGAAAAGAAAUCAUCCAUCUCGCGUACUUUACAGUCGGUCUUCAAAUGCCGUCCGUGUUGAUAAUUGA